Messenger RNA from Conger conger (European conger), 847 nucleotides. RefSeq names its product putative nuclease HARBI1. The transcript is spliced from 2 exons. Bases 38 to 466 code for a protein of 142 amino acids. The record is from RefSeq and is a predicted model, not a curated record. NCBI's taxonomy places the organism in Eukaryota, Metazoa, Chordata, Actinopteri, Anguilliformes, Congridae.
GGAGAGCGCUUUUGGAAAGAGCAUCCUCCAGGGGAAGAUGGGGCUACCGGCCGCUACUGACUUGCCUGGGACGAAAACCCCGACUCCGUCCGUGUUUGUUGGGGAUGCAGCCUUUCCCCUGCACGUCAACCUGCUGCGUCCUUACACAGGCCCCACCUUCAGUGAAGAGAAGAAGGUCUACUACUGGCAUUCUCGUGCCAGGAGAGUCAUCGAGAACACCUUUGGCAUUAUGGCUGCACGGUGGAGGAUUCUGGGGCGUCCUCUGGAAUUCCACCCCAGUAAGGCAGUAGAUGUGGUGAAGGCAUGUGUUUGUCUGCACAACUACCUGGCACACACAGAUGCAGCCAAUUCUAUGGUUGCCACAUGGAGAGUGGAGGCGGAUUGUCGCAGGGGACAACACCAUGACAGGGCUGGUGCGACAGGCCAACGCCAGGGCCACAAGAGCAGCAUUAGCCGUCAGGAGUGACAUGACACAGUUUUUCAUGUCACCACAGGGGGAGCUCCCCUGGCAGUUGAAUGUGGUCCGAAGAGGUCAACUUAAUUAGACAAUACAUGUGCUGAUUGAUGUACGAUUGUAUGUGUCAAAAUCAACUAACAAAAAGGAAUAACUUAAAUCAAUUGUAAUCUGUGCAUAUUGUAAUCUGAGAAUCACUUCUUAUUGAAAUUGCUGUCUAUAAUAUUGUUUAAAAUACACUUCUUGUGAAAACAAUCAGCAAUUUUUGAGUUUAGGAUUUAAUGAUCCACCGCAAAAUAAGCAGAGAGAAAUAGAUAUAAUAAACAUAUUUAUUGACUUGUGAUUACAUGAAUAAAAUAAAAAGAUUCCAAAUUACUGCUAUUAUUCUAAAAA